Molecule: messenger RNA, 840 nt
Organism: Trichoderma aggressivum f. europaeum
Lineage: Eukaryota; Fungi; Ascomycota; Sordariomycetes; Hypocreales; Hypocreaceae
Exons: 1
Coding region: 1-840 (279 amino acids)
Biological process (GO): protein depalmitoylation
Cellular component (GO): cytoplasm
Molecular function (GO): palmitoyl-(protein) hydrolase activity; carboxylic ester hydrolase activity
Source: RefSeq, a predicted model, not a curated record
AUGGUCGCAGAUCUCCCGCUCACCACCAUUCCUCCCUCGAGGCCACACACGCAUACCGUCAUAUUCCUGCACGACAACCGCAUCUUCGCGCGCGACACCGUCAACCAGCUGCACGAAGCCACUGACCUCUCAUGGCGAUCCAUUAUCCAAAACUUUGCCUCGACCAGGUGGGUGUUUCCCCAAGCGCCCACCGACGAACCCCUCAUACCAUCUGGCCUGUCCAUAUCCACGGGAAUACAGCACGGGGUGCACAGGGGCCAGCCAAGCUGGUGGGGAGGCGACAUGGAUGACGGCGACGAAGAAAGGCGGUUGCAAAACAUGCUGCCCGGACUGAGGGAGAGGGUUCGAGAGUUACAAAAGGUCAUCCGGAACGAGGUCGUGAUGCUAGGCGGCCGCUGGGAUAGGAUCAUCCUGGGCGGGAUCGGCCAUGGUGCAGGCACGGCGCUGAUGGCGUUGAUGAGUCUGGAAGGCAGCCCUUCGAUGGACGUGGAUGGCAGCGGACCUCAGCGUCUGGGCACCUUUGUAGGGAUAUCAGGACAGAUGCCAGUGUCCGACACAAGACUCUCUUCAGCACAGCAGCUCUUCAGCCCAAACCACGUUUCGCCGGCGGAAAACCAGGUGCUGAAGAAGACGCCGAUGUUGCUGCAGUACUGUAGCAACGGCGGGGAGGCGUACCUGGAGCAGGGCAGGACGUUUCGAGAGGUGGUCCUCGAGGGCGGCGUGGAGGAUGUUGUCUGGAAGGAGUACGAGGAUGCGUAUCCGUUUUUGAAUUCGCCGAGGGGGGCGGAGGAUAUGAAGGGGUUUUUGAAGGAUAGGAUGAACAUGAGGCCGAAUUGGUGA